GAUACCACGGCACAACGUCAUUACACAUCCGGGUCGUGCGCAUUUCAAUACGGAAGCACUUGUUGUACGCGGAAAAUACACAUUGAAAUCUUCGAAAUGGCUACCGGAGCAGAUCAGUUUGUUGGAAUGGGCCUUGUUGGCUUUAGUUUGCUGCUUUUUACUUACUACACACUUUGGGUCAUUAUUCUGCCCUUUGUUGACAGUGACCAUUUGAUCCACAAUUAUUUCCUUCCACGGGAGUAUUCUGUCAUUCUUCCUGGAGUAGCAGCAUUGUUUCUGGUCCUCUGUGUUGGUACCUUCAUAGCCGUGGUGACCUGGAGAAACCGCAAACCCAAGAAGGUGGAGUAAGAGUCGAGAGUGAUUUGUGUCUGUCACAGCACAUUAAGCUCCUAUCAAAGGGGCACCUGGAUGCAGACCCAACACAGUGGACCACAAACACCAGAGAUCACAGAUGAAAAAGGGAUGCCAAAUCUCUGACUUUUUGAGCUUAGAUGAGCUGCUUGAAAUGGCCAAAGACUGGUGGAGAAAAAAAAAGAAGAGUUUGACAGAACGGCUUUAGCACUUGACCUCAUGUUCCCUCUGUCCACCCUCUGUUCACUUGGAUCCCUGACCUAAAUGCACUUGAAUAAAUGCAGCAUAAACAUGGGCAAUCAUAGUGUUCUUAUGCAUAGAUUUACAGUGAUAGGUAAAUGUGCUGUUACGGUCUGAGUUGGCCUGUAAAAGCCCUAAAUGCCUAGUAAAUGCACUGAAUGAUGUAGAGAGGGUAUAACAAUUUAUAAAGUGUUGAUUUGUAUCUGAAUGUAAACUGGUUGAAGUGGAGACUGAGUUGUAAUAAAAUUGUUAUAUCAUGAUCAGUGAAUACUGAAUAAUUGCGACAUGAAAACAUAAAACCAUUCUAGGAUAUAAUUGUAAAGCUGUAUGAAUAUAACAUCGUUUCCACAGCCUUUUAAAUUGCAAUAAAGUUGUUAAACAUUC
This is a messenger RNA of Clupea harengus (Atlantic herring), 975 nucleotides long. RefSeq names its product dolichyl-phosphate mannosyltransferase subunit 2, regulatory (gene dpm2). Gene Ontology annotation, cellular component: endoplasmic reticulum membrane; dolichol-phosphate-mannose synthase complex. NCBI's taxonomy places the organism in Eukaryota, Metazoa, Chordata, Actinopteri, Clupeiformes, Clupeidae. Gene Ontology annotation, biological process: dolichol phosphate mannose biosynthetic process; GPI anchor biosynthetic process. The record is from RefSeq and is a predicted model, not a curated record. Gene Ontology annotation, molecular function: enzyme regulator activity.